AUGGUGCCGCCGCAAAAACCACCGCCGCCCCCACCCGGUUACUUCGAGCAACGCGCCGCCGCCAAGGCCGCCGCCGCUAUAGCCUCUCCCUCCCCUGCCGGCAUGGCUCCUACUCUUAACUACACACACACCAUAGCCGAUGUCACCCCCUUCAUCCCAAUUAACCUAGACCUAGCCCAACACAACUACUACCAUUGGCGCCAUCUCUUUGAGGCACACCUCAGACGCUGCAACCUCCGCUAUCACGUCGGCGCCAACGCCACUCCUCGCCCCAACAAUCCUCGCUGGGUCGCGGACGACCUCUCCAUCAUCCAGUGGAUUUACACUCGCGUGUCCACCGAGAUCUUCAAUCUCGUCUUCUUUGAGGCCGCCACCGUUGCAGCCCUAUGGGCGUCGCUGCGACAGCUCUUCCAGGACAACACCGAUGCACGGAUCAACAACCUCCACUCCGAGAUCCGCAACACUCCGCAGGGGGCCUCCUCUCUCAGCGUCUACUGCCAGCGCAUCCAAACCCUGGCUGACGAGCUCCGCCAGCUCGGCGACCCCAUACCGGACCGUCAACUCAUCAACAUCCUUCUUCAAGGACUCAGCGACCGGUUCAAAACUUAG
Messenger RNA from Lolium perenne, 609 nucleotides. Lineage: Eukaryota; Viridiplantae; Streptophyta; Magnoliopsida; Poales; Poaceae. The record is from RefSeq and is a predicted model, not a curated record.